AUGAAAUUACUGGGAGUUUUGUCCCCUGCAAAAAAUUCCACUGCCAGUUUAGACCUCCUUAACCUAUAUAUGGUAAAUCAGAUAUCUUGUAAGAAGAAAACACCUGAAACUGUAAAAAAACCAUUCCAUGUGAAUAUGAAUAGCAACAUAAAAAUGCUUCCAAAGAAACGUGAAUUAGAACUUCCAAUGUCACCUCAUUGUACACCUUCUAAACUCUGCCUUGAUGAUGUAGAAAACAAUAUACACUAUCAAAAACUAGGUAACAAGGAAGAACUUGGCCAAGUUCAGUUAUCUCAAGUUAAGAACUCAUACAGUAUGUUUGAACCUCAGUUCAGCAAAAUAGAAAAGUGCAAUUUUACUCCACCAUCUUUUUCAGCAGAAUUAUCUUCUCACAGACAUAUUCCAAAACAAAAUUUAAUUCCCAGAAUAGCAUCUAGUCCUCAGAGUCUUGUAUAUGAAAAAAAGCAAGAUGGGCAGCUCAACAAUGUGGAUGGUUCUAAUUCUUUGGUUUCCAAAAUAAAUGAAAGUCAAGAUGAACUCAGUUCAUCAUAUAAACCAGCACAAUUUGGAACAUUAUUUGAAAGAUUAAACAGUCUAGAAAAUGGGAAUUUCCUUUCUAAAAGAUCAGCAAUAAUUAUGAGUGAGGAUUUUGGAAACAUGAAUAAAAGAAGACAGUCAGAUUUCAUUAUUGAAAAACAGUCAAUACAACAAAUCUGGGGAGAAAAUGGAAAAGAAGUUUCAAGUUUUCUGGAGAAUGUGAAUGAGCCAACACAUAGACUUCUGUCAGAGAAUUGUGACUCUUUUGUUCCUCAAAAUAUGAUAAAUUUAUUAGACCUUGAUCAACAAAGGGUAAAGAAAACCUUUGACAAAUGUGGCUAUGAUAGUUUAGGGGAUAUUUGUUUGGUUACAAGUUCGGAUGAAAACCAUUCCAUUGAUGGAAACAGAAGCAUUUUUACAGCUCCAGAGUCAACUUUUAGUAGUUCUACUUUAAAUAAAACAAGUUAUCCAGAAAAACAUCAACCAAACAGGAACUAUCAGGAAAAGCACAACAAUAAUGAAAUAAAUGACUUUGCUACAUGUUUUGAGGAUUGUUACCUAAUCAGCUCUGAAAAGAAAGGAAAACUUAACAAUGUUUACCAAGAGAAAACACCACAGAAAAAUAUCCAGGAAUAUCCAGUGAACUCUAUGGGCAGUGUCCCUUUGCAAGAAUUGUAUUCUAAGCAAUCCUGGGAUUUAAGACUUGGUGAGAUUGUGAUGGAAGAAGGAAGAACAUGUUCUUUAAAAGGAAGGCCAACAUCCACAAAGAAAAUCUGUCUUGAUUCUUCACAGAGUAGUCAGUCUGCCAGUUACUCUCCAAGGCCAACGGAUAGUUGUUUAAGUUCUAGUUCAGAGAUGCCAUCAGAAGAUGAAGAUCAAAUGUUACAGCAAAUUGAAGACUCAAAUAAGAUAUGUGUCAAAACUACUGAAACAACCAAUGAUUUUCAUCUAGAAAGGAUGUCAAAAGUUUCAGGUGAUAGGAUUGGUAAAGAUAAUGCCAAAAUUCACAAACAAACUGAAAAUUUCUACCCAUUCUCAGUGAAAAAUAAUACAGAUCAAUCUCCUCAGUUGCAGUGCAAUUCAGCACAUGUGUUGCAAAACAAAAUCAAUGAUAACUGCAUUCUGCCAGUUGUAAGAUGUGAUGCAGGGGUACAAACAGAGAGAGAACCUGCAAUGGAAGAAAAAUUUGAUGUUGCCGUACAGUGUAAUAUAAUUUCACUAUGUACAUGUAGAAGUGAUGUGUCUCCUCUUUGCCAUAUAGAAAUACAGUGA
Messenger RNA from Marmota flaviventris (yellow-bellied marmot), 1809 nucleotides. It is a transcript of the gene Redic1, whose product is annotated as regulator of DNA class I crossover intermediates 1. The record is from RefSeq and is a predicted model, not a curated record. Lineage: Eukaryota; Metazoa; Chordata; Mammalia; Rodentia; Sciuridae.